AUGGAACCUGAAGAAUCACAGUCUACUGUAAAAACAGAAGAAAAUGCGGGGGUGUAUUUUGCGAUUGACAACGAAAGUCGCAAAGUUGACGAUUAUCCAACGGCACAAUCCUCAUCAUCACAAAUCAUGAGCUCUGAAAUGCAACGACCACAUGCCGAGAUGGAAAUCGAUGAUAAUGAAAAUCAAGGAUACGAGUCUGGAGAAACCCUUCAUGAACAACAAACUUCGUCCACAUCUUUAUCCACCAAAAGACGACGCGCAGAAAAGGCCAAGCAAAUGUCCAAGAAAUCUCUUGAUGAGAUACCUCAGGCUCGCAAUGCUAUGAAGAGAACUAUGGAGAAGUCGCAAACAAACGAAGUCGAUCAGGUCCGCGAAUAA
Molecule: messenger RNA, 378 nt
Organism: Acaulospora colombiana
Lineage: Eukaryota; Fungi; Glomeromycota; Glomeromycetes; Diversisporales; Acaulosporaceae
Source: the annotation of a GenBank genome assembly